This is a messenger RNA of Spirometra erinaceieuropaei, 20335 nucleotides long. Lineage: Eukaryota; Metazoa; Platyhelminthes; Cestoda; Diphyllobothriidea; Diphyllobothriidae. The record is from the annotation of a GenBank genome assembly.
AUGUCGACGAAGCGACCGAUGGUGGCCGGUAUCCCGCCGGGCUUCACUCUUGAGGAGGAACUCUUUGACGAGGAUGAUGAGACCUCCGCCAUGUUAAUGCAAUGGGGCCAGUUUCUGGAUCAUGAUCUAGACUUCACACCCGUGGACGCCUCCACCAGUCGGUUCAGCGACGGCCUGGGCUGCAAUGAGACCUGCAUCAAUGACCCACCCUGCUUCCCCAUCAUCACUCCACCAGGUGAUCCGAGGAUUCGUUCGCGUUGCAUUGGGUUCGCCAGGUCCAGCGCGACCUGUGGCUCGGGCUCCACUUCUAUCCUCCUGGGCCGGCCGCAACAUCGAGAACAAAUCAAUCAAAUUAGUGCAUUCCUUGACGCCUCCAAUGUCUACGGCAGUGAGGACUUUGAAAGUCGGCAGUUAAGGGACACCCUUUAUGACGAAGGACGUCUUCGGGAAGGAAUGCCGACUCCGUCGGGCAAGAGACUGCUCCCUUUCAAUAUUCGUGGACAGGUAAGUUGAGUAGAUUCGUUCACCUUUCAGUUGCUUUUUUUUCGAAGGGAAGUUUUUCUGAUCGUGAUUGCCAUAUGCUGGGCCCCUAAAAGGUCAUUUGAAGGGGCUUUUGUGUCUGUGGCCUAAAUAGAGUCAGACCAUGUGGUUCGGCUGAUUCAGCUAUUCCCAUUCCACGACCGUUUUCUCACAAUAUGCUUUUUCUGCCCACUGGCCAAUGUGGCCACCUCCAUAUUACUACCCUCUUCCAAAUGUGUUUAACACUCCGCCUCUUGCCCCCAUCAGUUUCGUGCAAAAUCACUGUUCAACCGCUGCAUAGUUAAGGCGACUCCCGAAUAAGCAGUGGCUUUCAGGAUCUUUUUGACUUAGUAGCUAGGCCAACUGUGAUCAAGCCAUCAAGACCACUUUGCGAAAAACUUAUAAUUCUUAUAAACCUCCAAAUACUCAAGACAUUUGCCACUUUUCACGCAGCAGAAACUAAUCUUGUGGCUUUAUUCGUCCCAGACCCUUUUAUAGCUUAUCUUAAUUGGCGUUCGAAAUGGGAGCUACGACACGUCCCUUCGUUUUGUUAAGGCUGCGUGAAAGAGGGGUAAAGCAUAAUGUCCUGGAUGAAUAUCUACAGUAGGAGGUCGCAGUGCGUGAUAUUUCAGAUCACGGGUAGGUGUAAGUAAUGCUUUUUUGCAACCAGCAAAACCGGACUCCAGGUAAGCUGUUUAUUGAGGAACCCCGAAAGCUCAAUGAAGGCGAGGUGGGACCCCGUCCUAAUGGGGACCAAAUCUGUCAGAGUCUACCAUGAUCUGAGGAAGAGUCCACUUCAUCAGAACAUUCGGAUAUGAGAUCUCUGUCGUUGCGAUCUUUGCCGAAAUAUUGUAAGCCAAAGACCCAUAGGCGAGACGUGGAGCGAUAAUUAUGUACAUCUCACAAAUCCCCUGCGUGUUCUACCGCGAAAUCCCGCUUUUCAGUGCCUCAUAAGGAGCCCUACUACGGUUCUCCUUCUGCUUAAAAUAAACUUAGGUUUUUCUUUAUUAAAGUUAGGAUGACUUAGAGAGCCGUCGUUGUAUUCAGUGAAACUUAAAAUUUCGGUUCUGAGCUGUGCCACGAAGCCGCCUGUAAUACUGACAUGGCGGCGGUAGAGGCCUUUUAGGAGAGGUAGUGUGGUGUUUUUAAAUACACAAACACAUAUAUAUGUAUACAUUAAAAGGAAAGAAUUAUGUUUAUGAUACAUGCAUGCUUUAGUGUGGUAAAAAGACAAUUUGUGGGAACUCAUUUCAGGGGAGGGGAGGGGACACAUGUAUCCUUUUCCUACCAUAUUUUAUUGAAUUUUCAAUGUUUCGUCAUGUCAGACCUCUUCGGAUCCUGCGGGUAAUAAUCGGUGAAUGCGGGCACGAAUUUUCGGCAGAAACACACUGACAACCUAUGAUCUGCCCACUCUGUUUUGGGUUUUAGAUCCGAAUGAUUCCUUGGUGACUAUCGGACUAAAAUCAAUGUAGUUUUUCCACAUUUCCGAAUGUCAUAUCUAGUCAGUCAUCUACGAAUACUUGAAAUGAUGACUUAUUGUGGCAAUACUUUACUUAUUAUUCGCCAUUUAUAAUCGAAAAGUCAAUCAGACUAUUUUUUAUUCUGCUUUAAAAAAGUAAAACUUUAAAACCUGCUGCGACUAAAGCAUCUUCGAUCUUCAGGAAAAAACUGUAUAGUUUUUGUAAAAUGGUGUUGACCUCUGCAGAAAACUGUGAUGUUCUCAGUUGGAAAUCUAUAAGCAGUUAUUGGGUUGCAUACAUACACAAGUAGCCCUCUUACUGGAAUGAUCAUCGAAAAAUCGUCGUCCAACAUGCGCACUCAAACCCAGGUCUGGAGGACCUGGGAUCAGAGUCCGUACAUUCUGAGCAUGUAGUGUGCAUUCAACAUUCUACCAUUGAUCUAUGGACCCGUCGUCCUGCCGGUUACUAUCAAGAAUAUUGACUGUGGUCAAGGGGGCGCUCGCCAAUCAGGUUAGGGGUCAUACUCGUCCCGCUGCACCUUGGGACUCAAUCUAGCGACCUCGCAAACAGUCCCAUGGCAGAAAUCUCCGUACUAUCAACGGAAGUGUUGGUUAAGGACCCAAACAGGUGCUGCACCGACUUACUGCGUCUCAGUCGUAUAUCUGUCACAGCCUUUGUUGUACGUUUUCCGCCAAAACUGCAGUUACCGAACCGCACUUAGUGGCAAUUGGGUAUCGUUGUUCCGUAUAUCGUCGCUGUAUCGAAACAAAUCUCCAUAAGCAGAUUACAAAUCGUUGCUGACUGUCCAUUGCCGAUUUCCCUUUUUGAUAGGUGGACUGCCAAGCUGAUCCCCAACAGGACUUUGUGCCAUGCUUCAAGGCCGGUGACCACCGAAGCAACGAGAACCUCGGUCUCCUCUCGAUGCACACCAUCUGGGUGCGAGAACACAAUCGUAUUGCCGACGGCCUGCGCAGCCUGAACCCACACUGGAGCGGGGACCGAAUUUACCAGGAGGCCCGUAAGAUUGUCGGCGCCUGCAUGCAGUCGCUCACCUAUCGUGUUUGGCUGCCGAAGAUCCUCGGCCCGGAGGGCAUGCGGCUGUUGGGCAGGGAGUACACCGGCUACAACGCCUCAGUGAAUCCCACCAUCAGCAAUGAGUUUGCCACCGCAGCCUUCCGCUUCGGUCACACCCUCGUCUCGCCCAUCCUCUUCCGUCUAAACGAACGCUGGGAGCCCAUACCGCAGGGUCAUCUCCUGCUGCAUCAGGCCUUCUUCGCGCCGGACAGGAUGCUCAAGGAUGGCGGUCUGGAUCCGAUCCUGCGCGGUCUCCUCUACCACGGUGUACGCGACGUCCUCCGUCAGCCGGCCCUCAACCCCGAACUGACGGAACGACUGUUUGCAAUGGCCCACCAGCUGGCGCUGGACCUGGCCUCGCUGAAUGUGCAGAGAGGACGAGAUCAUGGACUGCAGCAUUACACCGCCUACGCUUACCGGGUCUGCGGUCUGGGCAGCUCGGCGGCUCCGGACUCCUUCGAUGAUCUAGCGGACAGGAUACGCAGCCCAGAGGUGAUUUCAUUUACAGGCGAAAUUUGCAAAACAAAAUUUUGGGCACAGUGGAGUUGACAACAAGCCGAAAGCUACCUUUUCGCUGAGCUGAUGCUAAUUUAAGUGAUACAAAAUUAACUGCUGCAAAGGGGUGGAUGCUGUUAUGUAGAUCCGCUGGCUAGAUACUGUUUGCAAUGGACUGUCAGGCGUCGUAUUACUAGUAUGAGUUGAAUUUUUAUGUUGCACUAGACGCCCAAGAGAUAUGGAUCAAGAAAACGGGAGAACUGAUUAAGACGGAAUGUGAGCAAGGUAGAAGUCUCAGAACCCGAAAACGUCAGUUGCAAUCGUUUUUGCCAGUUGUACGGGUUCUUACUCAUCCCCUUUCUAUGUCUCAGAAGGUGGGUUGGUGUUAGUCUGAGCGAUUAGUAUUCUUAAGUUACAAGGCAAACGUUGUCUGCAAAGAAGGUUGAAGAUUGUACUGGUACUACAACAGAUUCCUAAAAUAGUUCAUGAUUACGGUAAGAGGAUGUUCAUCAGUCAGGUCAUGGGACAUACGUGUUCCCUUACGUCGCGGGACUCAGUCCAGGGUCCCGAUCGUAACCCACAAGUCAAGGGCUCCAUGACUGGAUAUGACUGGCUGGCGACGAAUAAAAAAUUAAAAGUGGCCAUUUACGUUCCUACUCUCUUUGUCGGUCGCUGAUUCUAAUAAGAAGAAUACUUGCUGAAUUAGACUAUGGCGACAGAUUGUUUCAGUUUUUUUCGGUCGUUUCAACUCGAUAUCAUUGCUCCUCUUCUUUUGCUGGAUUGCGAAAAUUUGCACAGGUACGUGAAAAACUGCGUGCAGUAUACGGCCAUCCGGGAAACAUUGAUCUCUUUGUGGGCGGAAUUUUGGAGGACGUUCUACCCGGAGCUCGAAUGGGUCCCACCUUCGCGUGCAUCAUAGCCGACCAGUUCAAGCGUCUGCGUAGCGGGGACCGCCUCUGGUACGAGACACCUGGUCUGUUCACCGCCGCCCAGCUCGCCGAACUACAUGACAGUGGCAGUAGCCUGGCUCGAGUGAUCUGCGAGAACGGCGACAACAUCACGGAGGUGCCGCUGGACGCUUUCAAGCGACCUCGCGGUCGUCAGGACCUGGUACGUUGUGAGGAUGUGCCCAAACUAAACUUGGCCCUGUGGAAGGAGUGUCCCACACCGAGUGGCAGUUACUUCGGUGCUUUCAAUGACGUUGGCGAGUUUGAGGAGCCUCAGGUGACUCGUCGCGUCCGACGCAGUGCGGAUGUCGCCUCCUGUGAGGGCUCACCCAGCAUUGGAGGUCUGGAUGUGAAUGCUGUGGAGCAGGAGGUGGAGGAACGCGUGCGUCUGCACGAUCGCCAGCUCCGAAGGCGCAGGUGAGAGGCCAGUGGCUGGGAGACAAGAAAGGGAUCGGUAAAGUGCGAGAAGGCUGUUGAUGCCGACGUAUUGUCUUUAACCAUUGUAGCUCCUCAAACAAGCAAGCAUUUUACGAAGCAUUUCUUUUUUCAAACGUGCGAUUUAUCAUGACAUAAAGUAACUGACCGACUGGAAGAACUUCUCAACUAACAUUCAUUGUUGCCUCUCACUGCAGGCCCUACCACCGGGACGUUAAUUUUGUCCUUAAUCGUUAGCACAGUUUAAGUAAGAAAAGGAAAAAAGUGUUACAUGUGCGAUGAUAGGCGCCAGAAAGCCCUGACAAAGCCAGAAAUGAUUAGUGGCGCAUUUUGUAACGUCCGAAUAUACUGAAAUAGUUCUUAAUGAGGAAGUAGGAAACACAGAUAACCCCCCUGCAGACUACUGCUACUAGCACUAAGAUCAUCGAGAUCCCCAUGUUUAUUUAAUUUAUGUCUCGAUUUCUCUCAGACAUACAGUAGGUGUGCCAACUCAUUAAAUGUCAACCGAAAUUCCGAAAUGCGUUUUCGUUCCGAAAAGAUUAAUUAAGUAGGGUUGUAAAACCAAUCAUCACGUAGCAUAAUUCUAUCAUAAUUCAGUUACCACAGGACACUGGCUUUCGAACAAGCUUCUUUACAACUGAAUGCGAAAACUGAACUCUGUAAAAAAUCACUACAUAAGUAGCAUACAUUUUUCUCAUUGAUUUUUGAUGUCCUUAAAAAUUCAAGUAGAUUUCAUAGGAGACAUGCAUUAAAAUAUUCAUUUUUUACUCAUUCGGUAGAAAAAGAUGUCUUCUUCCACUUGCAUACUUAAAGGAAGGGUAUGAUUCGGUUUUAAAAAAAGUUUCUAAUUGUGAGAUCUUUUAAUACCGCGAAACGGUCGUUCGUAAAACGUCGCGUCUCUGCAUUUACGAAUGUAGCUUGUAAAGUUAACAUUAUGGCUCAAAUCCACUGCUUAGUUUUAGGAAACCCAUAUGGUCUCUUUUUAAUACCGCAGAGAAAUGUACGGUUGUACAUGCACGGAAAAUAUACGGCCUGUAUUUUGGAAACCCUGAAUGCAAGUGUGACGGCAGAUCGGGUUCAAAAUUAUUCGGGAAUUGGAAAAGUUUUUGAAAACCGAAUUAUACCCUUCCUUCGAGCAUAAAAUUAAGAGAAAACCUAAUUUUCUACCGAAUGAGUAAAAGAAUGAAUAUUUUUGUGCAUGGCUUUUAUGAAAUCUCAUUGAAAUUUUAAGGGCACCGAAAAUCAAUGAGAAAAAUGCAUGCCAGUUAAGUAGUGAUUUUUUACAGAGUACAGUUUUUGCAUGCAGUCGGACGGAAGUUUGUUUGAAAGCCUGUGUCCUGUGGUAAAUGAAUUAUGAUAGAAUUAGGCUACAUGAUGAGUAGUUUUACAACCCUACUUAAUUGAUUUUUUCGAAGCGUUAACGCAUUUCGGAAUAUCGUUUGACAUUCCAUGAGUUAGCCCAACUACUGUAGGUUAAUUUGUGAAGGAAAAUAACAACCACUGGGAAACGACCUCCUAGCCCUGUAGGUCAGAGAGAGUGCCAUGGCGACGAGAGUCAGUUUCGGACAUGGGCAAACAGUUGUCGCAUGAUUGAAACCUGUAAUCUAUUUUAGAAUGGAUUAGAAUCUAAUCUUCUCACUCAUAUGUACUCAGCAUGAGAUCGUCAAGUGAAGAAACACCGGCGGACGUCGAACCACCAACCUUCUCAACUUUGGAAAUGCACACUAACAGACACAUGAUGCCGGGAUUAGCGUGGUUUGAGUAUCGGUAUUCCCACACCCAUCUUGCUGUCAAGCUCCCAAAUAAGCAACCAAUAGGCUGGAUGACCAUUCAUCUCUUCGGCAGACCACUCACAACGAAGGAACAUCAGCCAAUCGGCGAGUGAGCGGCGGGACGCCGCACCCGAUUGGCCAGUAAAGUUAGUACGAGGGGAUUUGCGUUGUUGUGGCAGACCCAAGAUCAAACCGUUCUCCAUGCACCGCCACUAAAACAUGUGGCAUUCUGGAACCUGCUUUCAGAAUGCCGGACAGAAGGCAUGCGUACUGCAUGCCUUCACCUAUAACGGCGUCAAACAAACGUGGGAUGCUCAACUGCAGUGAACGCGUUCAGGCAGUCUGCCGGAAACCGAUUUCCUAACAUAAGUUAAAUGCUUCUAAAUGGCUCACCAUGGAUUGUAUACUAUAAGAAAGACUUGUAAUGGAUCGUCUCCGUAGGUUGAAGACGCAGUUCGUCAAAUGCACCAAGUUGGCCCUCUUGCAAAAACUUAAGGGGGUUGCCUCUACUAUGUGUAAAUGAUAAGAUCUUAAGUCACGGCUUCGGGUGUGCCAGCCUCCAAUCUCUGUUGUGUUGGUUGAAAUCCUGGUUAUUUGUUGUGUGGACCAGGGGGUGUGGUGGAACGCCAAGGUGAGGAUCCGUCCGAGCCAUCCACCUGCGGCCUCCCUCGCCUCUGGUCUUCUUGACUCUCUCUUGACACCGGGAUCGGGCGAGGGAGGAGGAGAGAGUGUAGGUAGGUGCAGCGCAAGUCUGCCGGCACUAUAAACCCCUGCGCAAGUCACCGUCCCUGCUCCCAUCGCUGCUGCAGCUGUGGGGCACACAAUGGACAUAAUCGAAAUCGAUGGUCGAACUGUCAAGUCACUUGGCUCGGCUUUAUGAGACGCGGUGUGACAAACAUUUUAUUCGAAACUGUAGUGCAGCGGGACAGUAACGACAGCUCGGCGCAGAAGACACGACAACAAAGGAAGGACGAGGAAAUAUGGAAUCAUGUAUUAACUCAGACACUUGUAGUUGGUUGAGUGAGGUAAAAUGGGGUGGGGCACGGAAAUAGGGAUCCUCGUAUUACAGGCGGUAGCAAAAUCUUCUUUCGUAGCCGUACCUGUUAGGGGUUAGGCUGGGGCUUGUUUACUGCUGGUACGGCUACGGAAUAAGAUCCGACCUAGACAGUGUUGGACUAAAUUAUAAGGAGGCUAGAAUUAUUGUUAUGGUUGAGAUUGGUGUUAGGGCUUGUUUUAAAGUUUGGAAAGGGGAAUAAGCAUGCUCUGGGAUUUAACGUAAGACGGCUUGUAGUACCGGGGAGGGAGGGGGGGGGUCCUUCUUCCCGUUUCUACCCAUAAAAUGUUGCCGAAGCUACACUGACUUACGAGAGGUUACAACUUCGCAGCAUCAAAUUCACCUACAGCUUUUGACUGCCCUCUACCCUCUCGCGAUUACGUUUGUUCGGAAAAUUGUCGAGAAAACGGCGCGAUCAUAGCUCAGAACAUGCAGUCUAAUCUAGAUGGCGGCAGAAAAUCAAGAAGACGGGAAGGUGGUGACGGUAACGAGUUAAUUAUUGAUUAGCAAGGGAAGGUCAGAUCUAUCAUGUGAGUUGCCUGCUUCUGUAAGCCAUAUGCGGGCUGCACCCAAGCAGGCGUUCUUGCACUGGAAAGUAUUCGGAAGACUUGUUUCGAGUCACCGAUGUGCCCAUAAUCUGACAGGUGUUUCGCGGUAGAAGGUAGGCAUAUUUUGUUUUUUGACAAAAAACCAUCUAACCAAGAACCCAACUGACCUGGCUGUCAAUAGCCUAUGCGUUCGGCCCGAACACUUUCCUUCAUCAGUAGAUUAUAAUUUGCAAACAUAAUUUGAAGUAGCAUGCAUAAACAAGACCUUCCCCGUCGCUUUAGCUGAAACGGAUUUCAUGGGACUGUUAGGCAAUAACUGAGUUGUAUUGCAAAUCUUUCCGGUUGUGUAUUGCAACCGCUGCCUAAUCAUGCUGGAAAUAGUCAUCUUUGAUGAACAAAGGCAUUAAGGGUGGGCAUUUCCGGAACGGACUAAUCGUCAGAUUUUUCACCAGGGGACUACUGUAUCAGUCGAAGAAGUGAGCUAGUUAACGAGGCCUAACCAGGAUUGCUUUAUAAAAAGCGAAUCCUGAGUCCACUGUUUCGGCAAAGUCAGUUUUUACUUGUACGAACAAAGAUAAUGCAAAAAAGGUUUCAUUUAUGAAAUAUAUUGGGGAACUUUGUGGAAAGCUGAUGGCCUACUUAAACCGUCUAUGCAGUGCAGUGAAGGCAUUUCGAGCAAUAUACGGCCGUACAAUAAAGAGAGGGAAUUACGCCUCACGACUGGAUGCGAUAAAAAUAAUAAUUUGUAGAAAAAGUGCAUCAAGACGAACGCUCGCAUAGUCUGUAUAACCGUUGUGCAAAAAAAUAAAAGGUCGGAUUGUGAUUGGCUACCAGUCCGACAGAUACUUUGGCCCCUUACCCCUACCAGAAAAGUCCAAAUCCUGGCAGAAUAUUCCCAUAACAUCGAAGCAGGUCAGGAGCGGAACGUGGAAAGUGCUAAAAAACGCAUUUUUUAGUAAGUGUUCCCCAAGUUUAGGCACGUCAACUUCGUAUUCAUGACAAUAACUAACACAGUCCUGUGCGAAAAGCAGCAAACAGACCACGUCAGAAGAGACAGGAAUAGCGGGCGCAUUAUGCAUGGGACACUGUUUCCAUGCGACAACGUGUCUGUCAAAAUUAGUAGAUUCCCCAUUCAAUGUGUUACUGUUCGUAGUUGGGAGGAUGGUUACUUAGCUGGUCGUGUACCUGCCUUUACUUGCUGAGUUUUUUAUCACCAAUGUUGACGACUGACUCACCAGCACUGUCUCUGAAAGCAAUGCACACCCGCUUAAUCCCCGUCUAACUAAUUACUAUGCUUAGAGAGCCCUAGCACUGAACAUGGAGGGGGUGAGGAAGGGUCACUGUACUUAUUGAUGUAGUGGAGGGCAAUGAAGCAUGAUUCAGAAGUUCGCAACCGACCUUCUCCGGCCUGAUGUUCGUCUGGGUCCCCUUGAAUGGGCCAAGUGUUCGGUCAUCAACAUCCGGCGUGAUCUUCCAGUUACUCCGGCGUAAAUUUUUGUCCACACUUGCACCGGAUCCAGCAAACGAUUUUGAACGUUUUCUGCCGUGGCAGUGGGUCUUUCGGUCCAUUACUUGACGCCUGAGGAUUACUGUCGGUCUGUGGCAUAAAAAGGCAGCCAGUAACUUCGGAGACGUCCAUGGCGGACGGAUGGGCUCACUAAAAUCACGGUCCAGUGCGUCUUUCCUCCACCAACGCUUGGUGAUCGCAAACAGGGUAGUCGCCGUGUCUCCACGUUGCCGGCAGAUGUACUAUCUCGAAUUCCGGUGUCGAUCUGAUAGGCAAGCCUUGGCUUUUUAUUGCUAUAACAUAUCUGCUUAUUUGAGUUGGGUAGGCAUUUUAUGUUAGGGAUAUACUGCUGGUCAUGCUUAAGAAAGUAACUGAAUUUGUUGCUAAGGCUUGCGGUUAGGGUCGGGAUUAAGGUCAGGGCUAAAUUUGUCCGCCACGUAUCGCCUUAUCAAUCCGGUCGUCUGUGACCAAUAACUCCGGAUUAUCUGUUUUUCGCCCAUUUAUGCACCCCAACUCACGUCUUCCAGAUUGUGUGGUCUGUUCCGAGACCCCGUUGGAGUAGCAAAGUCAACACAUGGAAGAAAUUAGAGUUUUCUCAAUGCCUGCCAUAAGUUCUGUUAAUUGUUACUUCCGCCUGUCCUACUGGUGAAACUGACGUCAACAAGAGUCUUUGUGCUCUACUUUCUCAGUGGGCUUACAUAUUCAAUCCUUGCCGGAAAUUCUUAUGCCUCGCCCUUAAUGACGUAGGCAAGUCACUUCGACAUGCCAUUCGAAAAUAUCAGUCACAUUAAUCUUAAUAUCGUUUUCCCGACACCGAAAGUACGACUGAGAACCAACGUUUUCACUAUCACGGGUCUACCUGAAAAGCAUAUGCACACAAAAACCCAGUAAAAUAGACACAUUUAAUGAUAUAAUGUUAAAAAAUAAAAAAAACACACCUCAUUCCUAAAAGGUCGUUAAUAGCUGCCAACGAAAGGACCUGGCUGAUAACUCAACAUGUAACCAUGGAGGAUAAGUUAAGAAGGGGUCACCACGAGCUAAGAGUGAUGGGGUUGUCCUCAGACGCAUCAGGUUCAAGAAAACCAUGUCGAUCACAGUAAAGGAAGGAAUAAAUCCAGCGUACAAUAGGAUGUCGCAUAUGCACUUUUCAGGCCUGUAAUCAGAAGGCAAAUUAAUACAAUGUGGUUGCAAUUCAAACAUGAAGAGAAGCAAACGGACAGGCAGAUGCGGAACAGAAGGAAAAUCUAAAUUCCCAAAUUUGGAAUUAGUAUGCCAAUAAAGAGACUACGAGAAAGUUUCUUUCACGCCCACCUACGAUAUAUGUAUUCGGAUCUGCGGUAUGCAUAUCAGUUGUAAUUGAAUAAAACUUUUUACUACAACAAUCCUAACUACUAGAGAAAGAAAGUAGCAACGGUGCAACCGUGAAUUGCAAGAGGGUGUUCUGAUACUUCUUUCUUACCCUGAGGGUCAGUAACGUCAUCAGAGUGCAGAUGUCUGUUGAUGCUGCUGAGUGGCUAAAAUCAUUCAUAAUAAAAUGCCAGAGAGAAGUUGAAAAUCAUCUACGCCCAUUAGUUAGCUUUGAUUGGAGGCAGGGAACUGAAGACGUAGUCAAAAGCAUUCAGAAAAGCGAUGUGUCUGCGUGAUUCACAUGAAGAAGUGGUGGGGUUGAGCUUAGUAACCGGUGAAGGGGAAAGUUAGAGGUAAGGACGAUGAGAAAAAAGUAAGAAGUUGGGAGACUAGGGUACCAAUGAUCCAGAGGUUCUUUCUACGCACCGCUCUCAAGGUCGGAGUUUGGUGAACCUUUUUUGCAAUGUAACAGUCCAGCAGUCUGAUAAUAUGAAGUAUAAAUAACCGUAAAAUGGUGACUUGCCUCUGCAUAAGUACGACGUAAACGCAAGCUUAGUCAAUCAAGCUGCAACAGUUUUAACCCAGGUGGUGUGAUAGAAGUACUCCGUACCGAAAGCAUUAUUGCUAGGAGACUACGGAGACGAGAUAUCCUUUUUGAUAUGGACAAGUAGGAAAACUGGUUCCUUAGGAAGCCUGUUAUUAGUAAGGAAAUGAGCAUAUCAAAGGAGCUGAAGAUUCAGUGGUGCAUAAGUGACCGAUCUCAUGAAAUGCUGGCCGACAUCCUGAGAUUCGUUUGCGAUAUGGAAGUCUGGUCUGUAACGGUAAUUAUCUCGCAGCCCAAUCUCAUGGUAUUUUUGGACUUUUCAGCGGGUUGGAUUUUGAGUGCACUCCUUUUUGAUCUCCUGCAAAAACUUCCCUCGGUAAAAAGUGAUUACUUAAUAAGCAUGCACUUCACGUUGAUUUUCGAUGGGCUCAUAAAUUUAAAUAUAUUUUAUAGAAAGUAUGAACAAGAGAUUCUUACUCCUACUCAUUUGGUGGCAAAUCACGCCGUCUUCCCAUUUUUUACUCAAAGAAAGGGCAUGUUUAGGUUUGGAAAAAAUUUUCCAAUUUCCGAAUAAUUUGUGCCAGAUCAGCCGUUACGUUGGCGUUUGACGAUUUCAGUCUACCGACAGGUCGCUUAAGUCUCAGGGGUUGCAAAACCUCGAGUUGGGCGCGGCCGACUGAUGACGGCCAAAAACGGUCAUUCAAAUCUCCCUCGUCUUUUCGUCAACGUUAUUCUGCCUAUGUAUGUGUAUGUAUACAUGCUGAAUAGCUGAAGUAAUGUGUAUUCAGAGCUGAGGGUGCUUGGCUGAAAAUAGGGCUUUGUUCUUAUUACCAGUCCGCUAUCAGACGAAAUGAAUAACGGAAGGUGGGAGUGUCACAUUAGUGUGCGUGUCCACAGACAGGGAGAUAGCUGGACGUCUUUACGUGGAGGGGUGUGCAUCGUGUUGUGUUGAGUGCCGGAGAUGAGGCGAGUUUUGUGAGUCUCAGAAGUGUACAUUCGAAGUGUGUCCACCGGUCAGGUUACGGCACAUACCCGCCCCAUUGUGAUUUGGGGCUCGAUCUAGGGCCUCGCAGGCAGUCGGACGGCGACUAGUGGUAUGGGCAGAAUAAGAUCGCUGGAGUGGUCAUUUCUGGCUUAUUGGCCGUCAUCAGCCGGCCCUACCCAACCCCGGAUUUGGGACGCGCUUGAGAUUCGGACGAGGAAUCUUUGGUCAUUGAGUCAGACGCUCUGUCAACUGAGUGACGAGCAUAUCCCGUAACCUGAUUGGUGAUUACAGUCAAGAUAUGGUUAGUAGUCCCGAUUGCAACCGUCAGGACAACGAGUCCAUGGUUUACUGAGUUGGGGAUUCGACUCAAUAAGAAAGGGUCCCUCAUUCGGAUCUCAGAUGCUUCAAACUUGUGGUCGAAUAUGACUGAAUGAUGACGACUAAUAAGCCGGAUAAACGACGACUCUCACUGCAGGACUAUCUGCGGCCGGCCAUAAAUUUCAUUUAUUGAUUUCAUCCCUAUGUAACACCUACCUGACGUUUACUGAAAUUUUCCCUUUCAAACUACGCAAAUGACUGCCAUUUGUGCUGAUUUUAUAUAAUUGCUCUUAACAUUUCUUAUGUACAUUGAGAACACCGCCUGCCACACCCGCAGUCCCGCACUGUAAAAACGUUUUACGCAAACAACUAUGUUACUGGCAAAACUUUAGUGAGAUGUGCAUUUGACAUUUACAUUGUAUGUGCCGUUUUCAGUGGGGUCAUCAAGGGCAUUGCCUAUUACCCUAAAACACACUAUAUACAAACGGCCGUACCAAUCUUCCUUGUCUCUGCCGGUGAUCUUAUUCUGUCCAAUACAUAUUUAGGCUAGAUCGCAGUUGGUAGCCCGGAAUGGGAAGCGGACGGCGACCUUAACCCUAAUCCCAACCUUAACCCUAACCCUAAUCACAACCGUUACCGUUAACCGUUAACCCUAACGGCAAACCUAACCCUAACCCUAGCCGAAAUCGUAAACGUAACCGUAGCCCUUAGACAUAGCCGUAACUGAGAAGCCUAAUCGUAAUACUAAAACACAGUCGUACGCUCAAACCCUAACCAUAACCCGAAAACCUAAGCCUAAAUGCAUAACCCUAACCGGAAAAUCGGAAACCAUUAACCAGUACCCUACACCUAACCUCAAACGUAAAACGGAAGCCAAAUGUGUCAGAUGUGAUUAUGGAGCCCCACAAAAUAACCCCAGUAAACAAACCCCCCAGCCACCUGUAAUGCGGGUCCGGGCUACCAAAUGCGAGCUAGCCCAUAUUUAUGCUGAAGCUGCGUUCACUGAUCGGACUACGUGAUCUGUUCGUCCAAUUGUGCUCUGGGGCUCGAUUUGAAGCCCAGCAGCCAGUGUAACAGCAACUAGUAAUGCAGGCAGAAGGGGAGUCUGGGAUGGUCUGUGAUAGCCCUACUUCGAGCGACUGUGAUAACGCUGGGCCUCCCACGAGUGUCUGCACAAGCGCAUCAGGCCUGUCUGGCUUUUGCCUGCCUCCCUUGACUUUCCAAGCGGCCAAUCAGAUUCAAGGUUGAGUCAGAUGUGUCCUGGCUUAAGACUCUUUGGCGCAAUCCCUGGUACACGCCCGGGAUGGCGCUCUCCCAGCGCUGCAGGCGUUUUUCUCCGGCUGCCACAGCUCCUUCCAACCCAUUUUCCAGUUGUCCUGGACAGAAUGUACAAUCCUCCCAACUGGCCCUCCAUUUUCUCUUUCCAUUGGGGACCGUGCCUAAAGGUCGUGGCAGCCAGGGUCUUUCUCGGCCUAGGCUUCUGCGAUAGGCCAUUUCUGGCUUAUUAGCCGUCGACAGUCAGUCAUGCCCAACCGCAGUUUUUUGGGACCUGAUGACGGGACCUGAAUUGUUUUGUCUAGUAAGCGGUGAAAACACCUUUAACAUAGUCGACUGCCAUCGACAGGACAAUGAGCUCGUAGCUUAAUUGCUAGGUCGGUAGACUUACCAACGCACAGUUCCCAAGAGAACUCGUGUUUUCGAAUCUCAUGUACCGCACGCUUCGUGGUUGGGUAAGGCUGACUGAAGACGGCUAAUAGACCGACUGUGGAUUCAUACCCCUGUUUUGUCGGUUCCACGACUUUAAAUACAUAAGAAAACUCGAGGAAAAUGCAUGUAUUACGUUAAUGACUAUAUUUUAGGGAGGGGGGGGGGUGGCUGGGAGAGAUCGACGUGAGUAUCUAGGGCGAUCUUCAGGUAGAAGUCAGUAAGCUACGGUAUGCGAAGUAACUGGAAGUUACGUUUCGUACUUUUCAGAAUUUUAAAGAAUUGGAUGCACAGCUGUGGAUUCCGAUCAGUCUCAAGUUUUUUAUCGCAUACUAGACUCUGCCAGCAUUCGUAGACAGAAGUGCCACUUACACGGAUACCUCGUUAGAUUCCUAAUCCUCCAGUACGGUGAAAUUUGCGAAAUUAGUCGGAAUCUUUCGACUACUCAUGAAUACGACUCGGCAUUAACCAUGCUUUCGGUAAAAUAAGUCCUUGUAAAUCACACGUUCACAAACCAGUUUCGGUCGUUUUAUGAACUCUCCUAAUCCAGGUCACACGUGACCUCUUCUCAGUCACUUGCAUUAUUUCGACUCAUUCCUGCCGAGAAGGAAACGCAGUUUCACAAAGGUCACGCGAGUAGAUCGAAAGUUCAGAUGGCGAUCAGUUGUGAGCAGAAAUUGCGAUCGUCUCUCAUGCACGGCACUUUCGAUAACUGAGACUGUCUGAAGGCCACGCUUCGGAAUGCGACUUCUAGAGUGUCUUCUGUGCGCAGUAUUCCUGACUUUUUGCGAGAAUAGUGGAGUCGGUUGCUUCUUAAUUAGUCGUGACAGUACUACUGGAUCUACGGAACACGGCGGCACCACUGGAACACCUACUCCGGCUCAGACUACAGGCUUGAAGCCGGCGGCGGGAUCAGCCAGUGCUGAAGCCAAGGCAAUACUCCAACAAAAUCCGGGAUCAGGUUUUCAGGUCAGUGUCUCAAGCAAAGCCUCGGUCUACGCAGGUGGUGAAAAUCAGUCUAAACAGAUCAGCAGCCACGUAGAGAGCCUUCCCAAUGGAGAGGUUGUGAACAUUGUUAAGGACGGAGUGACUUCGAGAAGUAUCCCCAUCGUGGGAGUCCCUCUACCAGGCACCGGGUCCGCUACAAGUGUACCCGUUUUAGACGGUGGGCCUCUACCAAAUCCGCCUGCCCUCGAACCUGGACCCUUGCCCCCAUUCAAUCCGCCUGGUAAUGCACGCACAACUCCUGCGACGGGAUUUGCCCCACGUAUGGCCCUGCCUGGGGGCAUUGUACCGGAUCUACUUCUACCAACUCCGCCAGCCUCCGGACCUGAACCCUUGCCGCCCUUCAAUCCGCCUGGUAGUGCACGAACAACUCCUGCGACGGGAUUAGCCCCACGUAUGGCCCUGCCUGGGGGCAUUGUACCGGAUCUGCUUCCACCGGAUUCUACUCAGACGUCUCCACCUUCUCCUAAUGGAGGUGGCAACCCUCCAAGUGCAAACAACCUCCCAGGUGGUCUACCUAGCCUGCCCUCACUUCGCGCCAACCCCAUCCAGCCGCCGCCGCCGCCGUCUGCAGGGCCCGACGUGGCACCGACUCCGCCCGCUUUUGGAGACCGUUUUGGAGUCGGCACGCCUUGGUCGGAGGCCUUCCCGCCGGCAAACCCAAACGUUCUGCCUCGAUCGGGCGCCGAUAUCCUGCCUGGAUCCUUGUCAACACCACUUCCACAUCUUGUCGGAGGCCUGACAGCUAGCGACAUCCCUGCAAGAGCACCUAAUGCUCCUGCUGCGCCUACCGUGGCACCUCGGUCCGGUUCUGGGCCCCUACUGCAGCUCCCGCCGACUGGUAUUACCCCAAGGGUAGACAGUAGCCUUCCCGGAAUGAGGCAUUUUGGACUUGCAACGUCAGCACCUCCCUUUCCCCAGUCUCCAGUCAAUUUACUCCCUCAAAAUAACUUGCUACCNCUCUUAUCCCCAACCAGACUACGUGAAGAGCAGCUAGCACCGGAAAGCGUUGAUGUCGUAAACUGUCUACCCCCUCUCGGAUAUUACUUGGUCCAUUCAGUACAGUACUGGUUAUUGUACAAUUUUGAAAUAGAAGGCAUUCACAGACAAAUUUAUACCAGUAACCAAUGCUUGUUGUAUGUAAUUACUUACCUAAUUUUUUCGACACUUGCCUUACACAUUGUUUUUUAUGACGUCAUUGUAUCCAAAAGGGAGUUCAAAGGCGCUCGCCUACCUUUUCCUUAAUAAAUCUGAUCUGAUCUAUUUGAAAUGAGUAUUCAGUAGCGAUAGGGUGUAGGACCCCCAAGUGGAUUGGAACCACAAAAAUAUACACAAAAUUCAGUGUAACAAUAAACAUCACUUAUUAUUCACCGUUCCCAUUAUUUUAAUAUCGCUUUACUCAAAGUUCGUUAUUUUCUGGGAACUGUGUUUUUCUUUUUUUAAUUAUCGCGCCCACUUUCUUUGCUAAACGACAACGUACGAUAAGACUCUUGGCGGAAGUUGGUCUAUUUUUCCGUGUCCUCUUGCUCUCCUUUCUGUGUGUUGCCCCAAACAGAAUACCUCCUCUACCACCAUUCGACGAAUGACACGGUCCAAAGGCUAGCUCAAGUUAGUUGGGGGUACUGCACCCUAUCGUUGCCGAUAACUCAAGUCGGGUUGUAAUAUUAAUUGUCCUGCAGCAUAAUUCUAAGAUACUUCACUCACGGCAGGAUGCGGGCUCUUGAAUGAGCUUCUUUUCAGUUGAAACUAUUCUAAACCUUGUAAAAAGUGACCACUUAAGUAGUUUGGACUUUUCCAACUGAUCUUCGAUACGCUUGUAAAUUCCAUUAUAUUUCAUAAAAACGUGCGCAAAAACAUUCUUUUUGGUGCUCAUUUGUUAGAAAUAUGCUUUUUCUCUAAAUAUUUUACUCGUAAGAGGACAUCUUCCGACUUAAAAAGUUUCUGAUUAUGAGAUUUUUAAAGACUGUGAAAUGUCUAUUCAUACGGUAUUGUAUCUGCACACUUACUUGUGCUCCUUAUAAAGUAUACAACCUAGUCCACGUCAAUUGUACAAUUUUAUGAGUGCUUUAUGACGUCUUUGUAACAGCGUAGAUAAAUUUAUGAUAGUGCUUUGGCGGGAUGUGUGCAGUAUGUACUUCGAAAAUCCUGAGUUCAAGUGUGAUGGCAGACGGGACAAGAAAUUAUUCGGGAACCGGAGAAAUUUUAAAAACCCAGAGAUACUUCCUCUUCAGGUAGAAACUUUGGAGAAAGCCACAAGAUAUUUCAGUUACUUCAGGAUGCCAGCAUUUGGACAAGCCUAUUUCCGGCUGCCCGCAUAUGCUAUACGGUAAAGAUGACUAAUUGAGUAAAAAUUCUUCCUAUUGAUUUCUGUUGCCCUUAUAAAUUCGAAUAUACAUUGUAGAAAACAUGCAGAGAAUACUCGCUCCUGUACUCAUUUUGUAGCAAGUUAAGUCUUCUUCAAAUAUUAUACUCAAAAAAGGUACCUUUCGGUUUCUAAAUAGUUCAUAACUGUAAGAUUUUUUAUGAUCGUGACAUGUCCAUUCACAUGGCCUCGCAUCAGCACGUUUACAAAGUUUAUAAAGUAAGCUACCUGGUCCAUAUCCAUAACAUAAUUCUUUAAAUGUCACAUGACGUCUUCCCAGAAGCGUAGAGAAAUGAGUAAUAUUCUUUUGACGGAAUGUGUGCAGCGUGUACUUUGAGAACUCCGAAAUCAAAUGUGACGGCAGGUGGUACAAAAAGUUAUUGAGGAGUUGGAAGAUGUUUUUAAAAGCUAAAAGCUGCCCUUUCUCUUGUGAGAAAGUAGAGAAAACACAAUUUACUAUUAAAUAAGCAUUAAAAAUAUUUAUGCGUGCGUUUUAUGAAAUAUAAUGGAAAUUACUAGCGUAUCGAAGGUCAUUUGGAAAGGUCCGAACUAGUCAAAUGAUAAUUUUUUACAAGGCUUCGAAUAGUUUCGACCGAAAGGAAGCACAUUCAACAGCCCGCAUCCAGCCGUGACUGGAAUAUCUUAGAAUUAUGUUGCAGGAUAAUUGGUAUUACAACAUUACUUGAGUAACCUUUUGAGAUCGAAAGCAUAUUUCAGAAUUUCGGUUAACAUUCCACGAGAUGGCAGAUCUGUAAAUACUAUUCGUUUUCUCUCAUUGCUGUUUGACCUCCUUAUUAAGUCGAAUAUAACUUACAGAAAAGUGAACAAAAAUAUUUUUCUUGCACUUUCUAUGUAGCAAAUUACUUCUGUGACUAGAAUACUCGAGCAGUGGGUGUCUCUUGGUCCCGGAAAAAUUUCUAAAUUAUAAGAGUCCUUAAGAUCGUGCAGUGUCCAUUCAAAUAGAAUCACAUCGGUCUGUUCAUUAAUGAAGUAAAAAAUAUAGUCAUAUGCAUCGUAAAAUUCCAUAAGCCCUUUAUGAUAUAUUUCUAAUGAAAUCGAGGAAUGCACGAUUCCCCUUACACAGAAAGUAUGCUGCGUGUAGGCAUUUGAUUUUAAAAGCAAAAGUAACGGCACGUAGUGCUGAAAAUAUUCGCGGAUUCAAAAACGUUUGAAAAUCCAAAUAUACCCUUGCUAAGUAUGCCACUAAUUAAUCCUUCCUAAAUUAAGAGAUAUUUCAGAAUUUCGCUUAACAUUUCAUAGGAUUGGUCACUGACUGUAUUUUGGGGAUAUGGCAAAGCUAUUUUCCGAAAUCGAGUGUCUUCAUUAAGUACCGGACAUGCCGAUGGGAACGCUACGCCAUUAUUCUGGGCUGGUUUAUAGAAUAAACGUAAAACGGUAAGUUUGGGAGAAUGUCGCACAUCUGUGCAAUAUUUUAUAUCCACAUUUGUGACAGCAGUAAACAGACUACAAAGUGCCGCGGUAGCUCAGCCGCCGUAAUCACGACGCCCAUCUUUGAAUUACUGACUCGGGCAAUGAGCGGAAGUCUUUCGUGGACUAUGCCAAGAGGACUGUAGAGGUGUUUGGAUAUGUUUUCGUUAGCCUUUAGCAUGUGUUUAAGUGGGAGUAAAUUGGAGCUAUGUUGCUACUUUGUCAUUUGGUAGUCGGUAGGAAGAAGUAAUUGCAAGUGAGUAGUCUGUCUGAAUGUUGCUCAGGUGGAACACUUCCAGGAGUGGAGGUGCGGCAAACAGCGACUAGAGGAAAGUGAUUAAAAAGGAACGGCGCAUUAGAACGCAGGCUUUGCAGCCGCUACACCCAGUGCUCCCCUUAAUGGACCUCACUCUGAAAUCAUUGAUAUCGCAGACAUAAUUUUCCGUUUUGGGAUCGCGUUCUGUGGCUUGCAGUGGCGUAAUUCCGGAUGUCGGAGCGACUUGAUAGGCCGUAAAAAGAGUGAUUUACGAGGCAGGGUUCCAUGCCCGCAGGUGGUUAGGGAGCUGUCCACCGUGGCGAUACUGGCCCGGAAUGUGUGUUGACAGAGCCGGCGGGUGUGUAACAGUUGCGUCGAGUUUUCACUUCUUCGCGGGGAAGUACUGAUGUCGUCACUAUUGAUAGUGCUUCUAUGUCCGCGAAGAUGUCACACCACACCUUUACGACUCUGGAACGGGCAUUGGCAACGAAGACACAUCAAUCAUGGUCAGAGCUGUCAUUCGGUAUUCCAGCUCUGCCUUCUCACUGUUCCUCCGACCUUUUGUAUUUGACUGA